Messenger RNA from Parnassius mnemosyne (clouded apollo), 228 nucleotides. Lineage: Eukaryota; Metazoa; Arthropoda; Insecta; Lepidoptera; Papilionidae. The record is from the annotation of a GenBank genome assembly.
UUGACAACGCAUCUGCAUUUUGAUUCGCAAACGAGGAUUGAUCUUUGCCCUUACAGGAUGCUUCAGAACAUAUGGAAGCACCAAACAAUUGACAGCCACUUGAGUAUUUUCAUAUUAGUUUUGUGUUUGCUGCACCUUCGUUCUUUAAAGACCAGCCCUUCAUCCUCACUAUAUCGAAUACUUUGUUCCAAGUUCGCGCACAGUAACCGACAGAUUCCACAUGAAUAA